This is a messenger RNA of Patella vulgata (common limpet), 2298 nucleotides long. Its product is annotated as carbohydrate sulfotransferase 9. Lineage: Eukaryota; Metazoa; Mollusca; Gastropoda; Patellidae. The record is from RefSeq and is a predicted model, not a curated record. Gene Ontology annotation, molecular function: sulfotransferase activity. The transcript has 6 exons. Gene Ontology annotation, cellular component: membrane. Gene Ontology annotation, biological process: carbohydrate biosynthetic process. The coding region runs from base 259 to 1542 and encodes 427 amino acids.
AAAAACAGUCGAUAUUAAAUUAUCCAGUUAGAAAACUUUAUUUACAUAACUUUACCAUGCACAAUAGUUAAUAUUGUAGUUUUAUUGUCACUGAGAUUUUAUUCCACGGAGGGUACAACUUAAUAAGCGGACUCUGACUGGAAUGGUGAGCUAUUUCUCUCUGUAUUGAUAUUUUGGGAAUUGGUGAUGAGAUGACUCAGGGCUACAUGGAUUAUGAUCACUACCCUAAAUUAACCAAGCAUCAAAAAUAUCGAAUCUAUGAAACAGUCAUCAAUGUACAGUUCCAGGUUGUUUAAGAUCAAGACAGCUAAGAUGUUUGAUCAGACCGUGAAGAUAGGCCUGCCUUUGCUUUGUAUAGUUGGACUGGUGCUGUUCAUCAUUUUAAAGCUUUCACCAACCAGUAUUUAUAGUGUGGAUAGCAUCAAGAAGAUUAUCAAGAUUAACCAUGCGAAACCAGGACCUAGAGAUAGAGAUCAGAUAAAAAGACAUCAAUAUGUUGAUGCUGUAUGUAAGAAUAAUACCCUGGGAAGUACUGGUAAUAUCCUUGUUUCUUCAGCCAAGAAAAUGUCUUAUUGUAUUGUACCUACAGCAGAGUCGGAAUUCUGGAUCCGAACAUUUCGGUACCUCAACGAUGAAUCCAAGGAGGAAAUAGACACAAGAGAUUUGACGAAACUAAACAGUUUGCUUUCUCAGAACCUGCUACGACAGAAUUUAAAAUUAUACCACAUGGAGAAAGAGUCAGAUGAAAUUGUCGUUGAUGCAACAAACAAGAUUUUGUUUACAAGAAACCCCUACACAAGACUAUGGAUUGCUUACAUAGAACAUAUGUUUUUACCAGACUUAUGGAACGAGGUUGGGCGUAAAAUUGUGUCAUUUCGAAAAUCUCCCAAACAGGAAAGUCUUCUGUGUGGAAAUGACGUAACAUUUGAAGAAUUUUUGGAUCACGUGCUACGCGAGGCGAAAAGCCCAGCAAAUAUGAAGAAAAUUUGGAGGCCGGUUCAAUACCUGUGCAAUCCCUGCAAGUAUAAACCAGAUUUUAUAGGAAAAGUUGAAUAUUUUGAUGUUGAUGCAAAGCAUAUACUUCAAAAGUUCGAUUUAUCUAUAUUACUAAAAUCAUAUGAAAGCGAGAACUAUGAAAUUGGUGAAAUGAAGAACAUAAUCCGUCAUUAUUUUCACUUGUAUAACCAGGGUACCAUUAGCAACUGUAUUUCUAGAGCGGGAUUGGCUCUGAGAUUGUGGACCAGCUUUCAAGUGCGAGGUUAUCUCCCUUUACAAUCAGAAUCGGCUCUACAGCAUAUAACAGAGAGAACUUUUGACGUCAAUAUUUUCAGAGAAAUCGUGGUCAAUAUUUAUGAUCGUUACAGAAGUUCUAGAUACCUGUGGAAGAACCAACAUAACAAAUUAACUACCCACGCUUUCCAGGAAAUACCCUUCCGAAUUUUUAAAGGUCUAACAACUGUCUAUGAGUUUGACUUUAAAGCUUUCGGAUAUGAAAUGUUCCCAAAACAAUUUUUAAAAAUACCCGGAGUUCCACGGAUCUAAAUAAAAGGCAGAUAAUUACGUAUUUCCCUUGGUUUUAAUUACUUUAGAAUUUUUUUGUAAAACUGAAGACUUUAAUUUGUAGCAAUGGAGUUUUCACCACAAACAAAGGAUGGCCCAUAUCGUUUCAAGAAUAAGAUAAAUCCAAGCUACUGAACUACUUGAAAACUAAAAUAAUGUGUACGAAUGUGUUAUGACUUUUUAAAACGCCUAUAUCUCUGUGAUGGAUUAGUAUGCAAUCCAGGUAGAACAACUCGAUAAUUACAACAUUCCAUUGACUCAAUGCCAAAUCAAUGCCGCUGUUAGAGAAUACUGAACGAUGCACAGCAAUCCACACAGGGACAACUGCUAGUGUUACUGUUAUGUUUUUUAAGGAUUUGUUUUAUACAACCCGAAGAUGCAUGAAGAUUUUUAUUAAAUUAAGCAACUAAUUUUAAUAUACAUAGCUGGUUGAAAUGAAUUUUAAUUUAAGCUGACAUUAAAUGCAACUAAUAAAUACUAAAUUCAAAAUAAAUAUAAUGCACAGUCCGUGGGCGGUCGAAUAUCGUAAGGUUUUUUCGUUCAUUAAUCAGGGCUUGUAUUUCCAUCUGAAAUAAUAGAAAAGAUGAUAUUUAUUAGAUAACGACAAAAAAAGACUAAAACUAUUGCAUGUUUUAGAUAAAGUACUUAGAUAUAGGUUUUAGUUUCAUCAAUGAAUACUGUAGUCGACAUAUUGUGAUCUCACAUUCAUUUCUAUUGAAUAAAAUAUACGAAAAGAAA